AUGGUCAUGGUACAUGUGAAGAGCAACCUCCCCCGCUCACUGGAUCCAUUGCAAUUUGCAUACCAGCCGAACAGGUUGACCAAGGAUGCCAUUUCCACUGCACUUCCCCUCUCCCACCUGGACAAGAAAGACACGACUCCUGUUCAAGGUGAGGUUCUGGUGAUUGGUUCAAAUCUUCCAAUCAUCACCGCUCCGGGUGAUGAUGUCAUCCUGCCGUGUCACCUGGAGCCCACGCUCGAUGUCCAGGGUCUGACGGUGGAGUGGUCCAAACCCGACCUGAAGCCCGACCCGUCAGACCGGCUGAGCCGAGUGGAGUACGUUCACCUGUACAGGGACAGGAAGGAGGUCCCCGACAUGAAGAUGGCCUCGUACUUCAGGAGGACGGAGCUGUUCAUGGACGACAUGAAACACGGGAACAUUUCACUGAAGAUCCUGAACGUGUCGGAGGAAGACAACGGCAGAUACAGAUGUUUCAUCCCCAAGCUGCGGAGCAGAGUGAAAGCUGCUGUUGUUGAACUUGUAGUUGAUCCAAACUAUGCUAAAAACCUGACGACAGACAGGCCACUGCAUCCCCAAAUCCUCCAAACUCCAGUACCUCAGGACACGACUCCAAGAAAUACUUCCACCAUCAACUCCUUGGAUCUCCCUUCAUUUCCUCUUCUAACUGACAUCCAACCUGUGGGACAAACGCUCGGACAACUUUCAACAACAUGCCGAAAUAAUGCCAAGUGUCCUUCCUGA
Messenger RNA from Pelmatolapia mariae (spotted tilapia), 741 nucleotides. Its product is annotated as CD276 antigen-like. Bases 1 to 741 code for a protein of 246 amino acids. The transcript is spliced from 5 exons. The record is from RefSeq and is a predicted model, not a curated record. NCBI's taxonomy places the organism in Eukaryota, Metazoa, Chordata, Actinopteri, Cichliformes, Cichlidae. Gene Ontology annotation, molecular function: signaling receptor binding. Gene Ontology annotation, biological process: T cell receptor signaling pathway; regulation of cytokine production. Gene Ontology annotation, cellular component: external side of plasma membrane.